This is a messenger RNA of Cryptococcus wingfieldii CBS 7118, 909 nucleotides long. RefSeq lists its product as hypothetical. Bases 1 to 909 code for a protein of 302 amino acids. The record is from RefSeq and is a predicted model, not a curated record. Lineage: Eukaryota; Fungi; Basidiomycota; Tremellomycetes; Tremellales; Cryptococcaceae. The transcript has 2 exons.
AUGGAGCUGGUUAGCGUACCAUAUGAGGCAGAACGUCACAAAGCAGAGGUUACCAAGGAGGACCGGGAUGAUGAUAUACCUCUCGGUCGCGAGGACAUAAUCGUAGCGAGUUUCGUCAGCUAUCCCCUCGAUCAACCAGCCGAUCUACUAGUAGCUCGACAAUUUGACAUCUACCUGGGCUACCUCCUUAUCGUAUCUGGUACCAGUCCUUGGGAAGGCCAUAUAUUGUAUGUACAUAGGUUUACAUUCGAAACAGUCGAAGAAGAGCGAGGAGCGCGGUCUCGAAACGCCCACACUGUCCAGCGCACGACUUCCCUUUCCCUUCCAACCUCCCCCCCAGUCACACGCAGUGUGCACAGUUUCGGCCUAGGAUUCAAGCCCGCCUCAAGGCGGUUUGACGAGAAUCAAGUCUUCUGGAAUGCCAAUAUACCUUACUCUGACGAGAGGGUGACUUCGGCCUGUACUGACUGGCUUGAUGAGCGAGCUCUUGACGCUAGAAUUACUUUUGAAAAGGAAGAGCAAGCUGUGAGAAAAAAGCGAGAUGGCGAAGCGAAAGGGCAGAGCGCGAUGACAGCUCAAGUCUUUGAAGACGCUAGCAAAGCAGCCCGCGGUUUGCAACGUGUGGUGAGCCAAAGCGGAGAUGUCCAUGCGUUAUCUGAAUUCAACUCUUUGAUCCAAGCAUUGGGGCAGCUUUCCGCAGAGCUGCACUUGAAGAGAAAUGGAAGGGACGAGGUGCCGGAGGCACAGCUCAGGGCGACUGUUGCUACUUGGGCAGGAUGGAGGGCGUUUGACGUGGCAACUGGUAAUGCGAGUUUGGAUGAUGUGCGCUCGUUUUGGGACCAUCAUGAAGCUGAAAAGAGGGUGACUUCUCAGAAUCAUGAGUUGCCCGCGGUGUUCACUGGGGUGUAG